AUGCUCUCUCCCACCUCCCUCGACAUCUACCGCAUGGCUCCCCCAGUUCGACCUUCACGAUCGCUUGAGGGCUUAGAAAGAGUUAUCCCUCCAAGACUGGAGAAAUCCCCAUUCACAUCAUAUACCCCAUUUACUCCAUUCACAUAUACACCGACUACCCCGACUCGUUCCAACCUCUUCCUCAACAAACCUCUCCCCGCAAUGCCCUUUGACGAGCCCGAGCCCGAGUACUCCGGUAUGUGGAGCGACUCUGACAGCGAUGACGACGACGACGACAACAGCACCGUCGAUAGCCUCGCCAGCCCCAGUGAACCACGCUACUCAACCGAAAGUUACCCCAUCUUCGUCAGUUCUGGCUCCGACGACUUCGACCUGGCCGAUCAUCCGACCCCCGCUGAUCCCUUGGAUGCGAUCGUCGCUCCACAACGUCCCCUUCCUCCGCGCACGGACUCGUCACAGUCCAACAUCUCCGCCCUCACCUCCAACUCCAACUCCGAUACUCAGUACGGUCGCCCCUCACAGUGGUCGCAGACCCAGACCCAGACCCAACCCCAAGCUACUCGACCAGGCACCAACCACUACUUCCGUGAGAAGAAAUGGGACUUCUUCCCGGAGCUGGCAACUCCCGGGUCGCUGCCCGCCACAGCUGCCAGCGGACGCGUGAGUCCCAGCCUCCGAAAUGGAAAGACUCGCAAGAAGGAAGGUCGUCUGGGUCUCUCUACGAGGAGGAAGCGUUGGAAUUCGCUGGAUAGGCCGGGAAUGGGAGGACUAGCGCAGGCUCGCGAGUCCUUCAAGACAUAUGUUCACCGUACACUUUCCCGCGAUUCACCCGAUACCCCCAAGGCCAAAGAGCCACAACGCCCGUCAACAGCCCAGCCGACCUCGCUCCAGCAAAGGAGAGGCCUCAGUGUGAAACCGCUAGACUCUUCCUCACUCGAUGUUAACAUGCAACUGCGGGCACUAUCAUUACACACCAUGGCCAGUUCCAGCGCCAGCGAAAUGCCCGACAGCCCCCGCUCUCCGCGCCAGAAACAACUCGCAGUACCCAUGUCCCCGUACCAGAAAUACGGCUCCGCCAUUUGGGAAACACCCAAGAAAUCCAAGAAGCGCAAUAAUGCCAAGCAACCUGCGGCGUCCCGGUCUGCUUCUCAUCUCGUCUACACCAACCCAACCCCGCCCCUCUCCCCGCCACUCAAGACGCAAUUGCAGCAGAAUACCCGUGAUGCAGUUCGCGCCUUGCAGGAUGGGACUAGUCAUAUGUUCUUUGCAUUCGAUGGCGCGAAGAAAAAAAUGUCCGAGUCCAAGGAUGAACGGCGCCGUGAACUGCUCAAGUCGCAGAUCAAAUUGGUUGGACCGGUCAAUCCGCAUACGUGUUCGCAGGCAGAUCCAUGGCUGUGA
Penicillium manginii is the source of this 1398-nucleotide messenger RNA. RefSeq lists its product as uncharacterized. Bases 1 to 1398 code for a protein of 465 amino acids. The record is from RefSeq and is a predicted model, not a curated record. The transcript has a single exon. NCBI's taxonomy places the organism in Eukaryota, Fungi, Ascomycota, Eurotiomycetes, Eurotiales, Aspergillaceae.